Molecule: messenger RNA, 3555 nt
Organism: Drosophila hydei
Lineage: Eukaryota; Metazoa; Arthropoda; Insecta; Diptera; Drosophilidae
Gene: lama
Product: putative phospholipase B-like lamina ancestor
Exons: 5
Coding region: 1296-3281 (661 amino acids)
Biological process (GO): phospholipid catabolic process
Cellular component (GO): extracellular region
Molecular function (GO): glycerophospholipase activity
Source: RefSeq, a predicted model, not a curated record
CUCAGUUGAAAUUUGUUAACGGAGAUCGUCGGACGUGUAAUUUUGUCGUCCAAGGCGAAGAUAUCGCAGAGUUUUUCUUUUAUUGUUCGUAAACUGUAAAUCGUGUUCAUUGUCUUUCGAUUUCGCAUUUAUGUGCAAUUGCUUCAACUAAAAGUUUAUGCAUAAAGCAAAAGUGAAGGCGCCAUAAGAGCUACACAGUAAAUAUAAAGAUAAUAUAAAUAAAAGAGAAACGCCACGUUCUCGUGCUCUACAAACACAUACGCGUGUGUACAUACGUAUAUACAUAUGCAACAUAUACACACACAGUGCACAGCAUAUAAUUAGUUAGUUGCCUCGCAUAGCAUAGCAACAAUCGGAAAUUUCCUCAGUCAACAGAAGACUCUACACACUUUCUUUAAAUAUACUAUUAUCAUUUCCACGAGCGUUGAGCGCACUUUGUUAAGUGAUUUGAAAGCAAAAAGUCAGAAACUAAAUCUCCCAGUGCGGUUCCAAUGUAGCCCUUCAUGGUUAAUUAACACGAGCGCGUUGUGUGACUAUAUAGCUGUUUCGUGUUAAAACUAAAUCUAUAAAGGUGUCACAUCUUACAAAAAAAAAAAAAACGAUUAUUAUAGUUCACUUAAAUACAAUUCGUCAACAAAUUCCAAACAAUCAACAGCGCAAACUUUGCGUGACUCACCAGCCAUACACAUUUUCCGUACUUCAAAUGGGUUGACUUGGGAUAUUUAAGCUUCCUGGACCCGGGAAACAAAAAAGGGAUAAACUUUGAUCUUAUGUAAAUUGAAAUAGUUUGGACGCGCCAUAGAUACACUUAGCUGAGCUGCUGCUACUGGACAUAGCAGCAAGAAGGCAACAACCACACACACUCAGACAAGCAACCAACUGCACCACACGUAGACCAGGCAUUAACAUAGUUUUGGAAAUAAUUCUCUUUUCGAUUGAUCACCGUUUGAGCCACUGCCCAAGAGCAGCGACAACACCGAUGAACCAAACGGCCGUUUCGCUUGACAGCGCGGCCACCGUGAAGAAGAACAGCAGCAGCAGCAGCAGCAGCAGCGGCAGCGGCAGGAACUGCAGCAGGAUACAGGACACACAUCCUGGCGCUUUUGGCCAAGUGAUUGCCAUCAAACUGGGCCACUCCUACGCGGCACGCGCCGACCUCAACUAUUGCCGAGCCGAGUGAGCAGCGCACUCAAUCACAGACAGCAUCGCCCCAGAGAGCAGAGUUAACCAGAAUAGGCCAAGGCAUAAGUUUGUAUAGAUUUCUGAUUUGAAGCGGCUUCAAGACGGACGGCACAAUGUUGAAAGUCGUUGGUGCAUCAUGGCAGAAGACGCGUAUAGGCACGUAUAUACUGAUCGGAGCCGGCUUGCUGGUGAUCGGUGCAUUCUUUAUCGGCUAUAUGGAUCGGCCCGAAUACGAUGGCACCUACUGUGCGACCGCGUUCUGGACGAAGAAGGUGGGCUUCCAAAUCGAGAAUUGGAAACAGCAAAACGAUUUGGUUAACAUACCCAAGGGCGUGGCUAGAAUAUGCUACAAGGAUUCUGUCUAUGAGAAUGGUUGGGCACAAAUUGAGGUGGAAACGCAGCGCAGUUAUCCAGACUGGGUGCAGGCCUAUGCUGCUGGCAUUCUAGAGGGUUCGCUGACCUGGAAGAACAUCUACAAUCAGUGGGCCAACACAAUUUCAUCGUCUUGCGAACGUGAUGAAAGCUCGCAGAAGUUUUGCGAGUGGCUGCGCGAUCUGCUGACCCGCAACUAUGAACAUCUAAAGGAGCAGGCGGCGGCUAAAGCUGAGCACGAUCACUACUGGCAUCAGUUGCAUUUGGUGCUCAAUCAGCUGGAGGGCAUGGAGACGGGCUAUAUUCGCGGUGCCACACGCGCUCGCUCCGACUUGGAGGAGGAAAUUCCACUGUCCGACUUUCUGCUAAUGAAUGCUGCCGCUGAUAUCCAGGAUCUGAAGAUCUACUAUGAGAACUAUGUGCUGGCCAAUGGCACUGGCACCGCCGAGGUGGGCAGCAAGAACUUCUUUUUGCCCAGCGCAUCGAUGCUGACGAGGCUGAUGCGCCAGGAGCAGUCGCCGCAGCUGCUGCAGCUGCUCUUCGGUCACAGCACUGCAGGCAGCUAUUCGUCCAUGCUGCGCAUACAGAAGCGCUACAAGUUCCAUUACCAUUUCUCGCCCGAUACGCGCAGCAACACGGUGCCCGGUGCGGACAUCACCUUCACUGGCUAUCCAGGCAUCGUUGGCUCCACGGAUGACUUCUAUGUGGUCAAGGGACGGCAAGUGCAGUCCAUUGUGGGCGGCGUUGGCAUCAAGAACGAGAAUCUGACAAUGUGGCAAGCCGUGGACGUGGAGAACAUGGUGCCACUUGUGGCACGCGUCAUGGCCGCCAAUCGCAUAGCUCAGAAUCGACGCACUUGGGCGCGUGCCAUGGCCCGGCAUCCGAUAACGGGUGCCAAGCAGUGGAUCACCGUUGAUUUAAACAAGCUGGGCACCCAGGACCAUCUGUACAAUACGCUGGAUGCGGACGAGAAGCACGACGAUGCGCCGGUGGCAGUGAAUGAGAAGGACAACGCGGCCAUCAGCGAGCGCCAUGAUCAGCUGAAGAACAUGGUGUGGAUAGCGGAACAGCUGCCGGGGCUUAUGCACAGCAAGGAUGUCACGGAGCGCUUCCUGUUGGCCGGCAACUCCACCUGGCUGGCCAAUGGAGUGCCCUACUUCGAAGAGAUUCUGAAGGCUAGCGGCGGCUCCAGCGACAACUACAGCGAAGAUCACACACUGACGGCCGCUGAGGAGGCCGAACUGACCAAUCUGGAGGCUGUGGAUAAGUACUUGCGUAAUCACGGCUUUCGCGGCGAUCUGCUGGGGGAUGAGUCCAUUGCCUAUGGCAACAUCGACCUCAAGCUCUUCUCCUACAAUGCACGCCUCGGCAUGAGCGACUAUCAUGCCUUUGCCGGACCCAUUUUUCUGCGGCUGCAGCAUGCGCACGCCCGUUCGCUUGAGGAGGGCCACGUCCAGGUGGUGGAUAAUCAGGCGGAUCAGGCAGCGCCCGCUGCCAUUGGAGACGAGCGGCUCAGUGUGACCAUAGACGAUGCAGCUGCUCUGGCGGAGCUGGAGCUGAUCACGGAGCGGCGGCCGGUGCGGAAUGAUAUGAGGGCCAUUGCGAUGAGAAGGAUUGGCAGCGGUCCGUUCAAAUGGUCUGAGAUGACCAGCCUGGAUGAUGGCAAUCACGAGGGUCAUCCCGAUGAGUGGAACUUUGAUAAGGUGUCGCCCAAAUGGGCGUGGUAGCCUGUCAAAGCUAAACUAUUCACCUAAAAUCGCAAUAGAACAAAUUCCCAAUCGAAUUUCAACAGCGACAACAACCGCGAAGCAAUAAUUGUACCUAGUUUUGUAAUUUUAGAUUUGUCUCCUGUGUGUUCCUAGCUCUUAAAUCGUAAAAUUGUGUUGCGUCCAUAGUCAUAAAUUGUAGUUGUGCCCGUAACAUAUCAAUGUCAAUUAUUGUCUUCCAGUUGAUAUUUGUUUUUAUUCAAAAUUUUAACGCCUAUAGUCUCAAAUUUUAGCU